Triticum dicoccoides is the source of this 2426-nucleotide messenger RNA. RefSeq names its product TATA box-binding protein-associated factor RNA polymerase I subunit B-like. Bases 358 to 2256 code for a protein of 632 amino acids. The record is from RefSeq and is a predicted model, not a curated record. Gene Ontology annotation, cellular component: RNA polymerase I core factor complex. Gene Ontology annotation, molecular function: RNA polymerase I core promoter sequence-specific DNA binding. NCBI's taxonomy places the organism in Eukaryota, Viridiplantae, Streptophyta, Magnoliopsida, Poales, Poaceae. The transcript is spliced from 5 exons. Gene Ontology annotation, biological process: nucleolar large rRNA transcription by RNA polymerase I; RNA polymerase I preinitiation complex assembly.
UCUCAGCGGCGCGCCCCAGUCCCCUUCUCCCCUACGCGACCCUAGUCACGGCACUCGCCCUCGCCGGCGCGGCGGCCUUCCUUGCCCUCCGGACCCCCGCCCCCUCUCCGCCCUCCUCCCACUCCGCAGCUCCCCAUCCAGACCCCUAACUCACGCGUGCCCUAGUUGGCUAGUAGCCAGUCGCGUCGGGCGGGGGCCCGACCCAGCUGACGGUGGCGGCGGCGCACCAUUGCCGGCCUCUACCUCUGCGCGCCCGCGGCACGAAGGUACCGGGCACAGGCCGCAGGCAAGCAUCUUAUAGCUAACACCGACAGCAACUUUUUUGAACUCCGGAAGGCGCAAACCCACACUUCUCCCAUGGAUGACGGCGGCGGCGCCUCCCCGGAUCACUACGGCGGAGGUGGGGGAGGAGGAAGCAUCCGCCUGGUCUGCGACAACUGCGGCGCUGCGGAGGAGUACAACCCCGACGACGCCGAGGACGGCUUCUUCUCGUGCCGCCAGUGCUCCGCUGUCCACACAUCCACCCAGGCGACUGCCGCGGACCCCGACGAUUUCCAAGUCACCGGCAACAUGUCCUUCCACCGAGUUAGCCAAGCCAACAAAACCCCCAAAUUCCGCACCCCCGCACCCUACCCAACCCCUUACCCCACUCGGCAGCCCCCUGCUGCGACUGAGACUGACUUCGAGGAGCCGCGCGACUUUGUGACUGGCGCCGAGGCUUGGGGCGAGCCAGAGGAGCUGGGUGCUCGGGUCCGGUGGCGCUACGUGCAGGGGCUGCAGGUGAUCCUGCAACAGCAGCUGGAAGUGCUGGUCAAGAGGUACCGGGUGGGCGCGCUUGUCUGCGGCCUGGCUGGAACUAUCUGGGUGCGGUGGGUGGCUACCUCCAAGGUGUUCGACGAAAUUUGGGCGCGGAAGGUGCUCGCGGAGGACGAGGCUGCGCAGAGACUGAAGCGCUCUGCCAGUGGAGGCGAACAGAAACCUCAAGAGGUGAAAUGUGAAUGGGUGGAUGAAGCCUUGCCACGCGAAGACAGGCGAAGGGUUGAGUUCAUCUUUCUGCGCUCAUUGAGAACGAUGCUGCCAGUGUACUCAACAUUGUCUGUAUGUUUCCUGGCAUGUCAUAUUGCCCGGGAAGCCAUCCUACCGACUGACAUCUGUAGGUGGGCAAUGGAGGGUAAGCUUCCUUAUAUGGCAGCAUUUACCGAAGUGGACAGGCAUCUUGGGAGAUCUGUAAAACACUGCCCUUUGAGUGCAAGACAACUAUUCAGACCAGUCCGAGUGAUUGGAACAUGGCAACUGGAAGCUGCAGCUGGGUCCAUAGCACAACGCAUAGGAUUGCAGCUUCCUUCAGUUAAUUUCUAUGCUAUUGCUCAACGCUACUUGAAUGAGUUGUCUCUGCCGAUAGAAAGAAUCCUCCCUCAUGCUUGCCGCAUCUAUGAGUGGGCAUUGCCUGCAGAACUAUGGUUGUCUAGUAAUCCAUUAAGGGUCCCCACACGGGUCUGUGUAAUGGCUAUACUAAUAGUGGCUCUAAGAGUUCAGUAUAACAUCAAUGGUCAAGGGAUAUGGGAGGAGAUUUGUGAGACAGGAAGAAAUGCAGAUGGGUCUGAUCCUGAUGCAAAUUUACCACCAUCUAAGAGGCCUGAAGGCGGCACUAGUGAGGAAUUUGGCACAAAGGAAUUGCUAUGCACUCUUGCAAGUGCCUAUGAUAAAAUUGAUGUUGCGCAUGACUAUUCAAAGGACCUUCACUCUUAUCUCAAAUAUUGCAAAGAUAUUGUUUUCCCUGGGAUUUCAUGUUCAGUUGAAGAGGAUCACUUAAUAGAGAUCUUUCAGGAUAUGUACAAAGGACGAGAGGAUGGGAAUCCAAAAGCUCGCAUGGAGGAAACGCGAACCACGAAUGGAGUGAUGAAUAAACGAUGCCGGGAUGGAACUUCUGUUGGUGCAAGGAGCUUUUCUGCAUCAUCAUCAGGGGUGCAAAGGAUUAAGUCGGAAAUGGAGGAUCAUGGGUUUUGUUAUCUGCCGCCAAGGAAGUGGCUUAGGUCAAAUGGCUACCUUCACUAUAGAAGGAAGACAAUAACCGGUAGUCUUGUUUGCAUCGGACAUGCUGAUUAUUACGUGUUGAUACGCUCAUUUGCAAAGCUUGCAGAAGUUGAUGUUAGGGUUCUGCAUACCAGUGUGCUAAAACUUGAGAGGAGACUUGCCUGGAUAGAAGAGCGAAUAGGCAGAAGCUUGGAUGCCUUGCAGAAUCCACCUAUUAGCUAAGUGUUUUUUUUUUUUUUGCUAUCUACCUAGUUAAGCUAAUGAUGCGUGAAAGACGUGUUUCUUUUCGAGCAAAGGAAAGGACAUGUUUUCAUGCUGAAGGUUUUAUGGAUUGUUGUACCAUGCCAAUGCCAAUGUGGCGAGUCAGUAUAAGAAGCUUUACUCUUUCCUUU